This is a messenger RNA of Pocillopora damicornis (cauliflower coral), 1576 nucleotides long. RefSeq lists its product as uncharacterized. Lineage: Eukaryota; Metazoa; Cnidaria; Anthozoa; Scleractinia; Pocilloporidae. The record is from RefSeq and is a predicted model, not a curated record.
UCCAAAAUCAAGGGCGAUUUUAUGUAUAUUUGUGUUCUCCCGGAUCACACGAGCAAGUUAAUGAAGCAAUCUUUCUUAAGUUUGCAAAAUUAAAGGUCGCACUUAUCUUACUCUGCUUGCUGACAGAUUUUUUAUUUAAACAAACAAAAAAACUCGAAAUUAGGACAAUAUCGUUUGCAGACACUUACCAACUGUACCAAGCCAUUGGAUCAAGAUACGAGCAGCCCACUAUCAUAUAAAUUACCUCACGUAUGACACACAGGAAAAAUCCUUUAUCACAAACAAAACUAAAAACUCACUUAACUUUACAGUGUCAGACUCACUCCUAGCAGAUGACUGCGGAUCAUUCGAUCGCGCAGAAGCCAUCAUGUCCGCAAUUUUCCAUUUUCUCUUCCUGACAUCUCUUGCAGCCAAAUCUUACUCAGGAAUAAAAAGUGCUGACCAAGAUUGGGGCCCUUCUGACCGAGCAGCUGAACAAAGCUAUUUUCUUGAAGAGGAGUUCCAUUAUCUGGACGUUACUCAGAUCAGAAAGUUGGCGAUAUUCGACAUGUUUCAUUGCGCCCUGGCGUGCCUCCGAAAUAAUUUGUGCCUCUCUUUAAACAUGGCCACCUCUCAUGGAACAGACGGAAAACUUUGGUGCGAAUUACUGUCUUCUGAUAAAAACAGAAACGCUGAGAACUACCACAAAAACACGAGUUCGCAUCAUUUUUUCAUUCUGCGGUCUCCUUGUUCUUCAUCACCGUGUCAAAACGGAGGAACCUGCAUCCCGAAUUUCAGCUCCAACACUAUUGACUGUAUUUGUAAAGAAAGUUUCGUUGGAGAAUUUUGCGAAAAAGCUGUAAAAUCAUGCAAGGAAAUAUAUGAGGCAAACAAAUCAAACAUGAGUAAAUUGGUUUCUCUUCAUCUGGGCUCACAGCCAGCUACAGUUCUAUGUCACAUGGGAGAUUUUGGAUGUGGACAUGGAGGAUGGACGCCAGUUAUGAAAAUUAACGGCAACGAGAGUACCUUUCACUAUGAUUCUGGUUACUGGAGUAAUAAAACUGAAUACAACACUGCUGGAGGGGAGACUGGAUUCGACUCACAAGAGACCAAGUUGCCUACUUACUGGGGCACAUCCUUCUCCAAGAUCUGUCUCGGUAUGAAGAUCGGUGAACAGAUCAGAUUCGUUGUAAUCAAUAUGAAGGCCAGCUCUCUUUACUCAUUGAUCGCUGACGGAAAAUACCGAAACACCUCGUUGGGUCGUGACUCGUGGAAAACACUAAUUGGCUCAGAGGCCUCCCUGCAGUCUGACUGUAACAAGGAAGGAUUUAAUGUUCUGUGUAACAAGUCUCAUCACUCCAAAGCGAGAAUCGGCAUCGCUUCUAACAACCAGGAUGACUGCCUCUCUUGCGACUCCAGGAUUGGGUUUGGUACAGGAGGGCAAUUUGAUGACAGUAACACAUGUGGAAACGAGGCUUCUUCUUAUUCACCGGAUAAUGGGGCUAAGCACAUUAAAGCCAGGGGUUACAUUUUGGUUCAUUGAAACCAAAGAAAAACACGUAAAAUUUAUUCAAAUGUUAAGAUUAGAUUCAAAACG